GUCACGCCUAACUGCCGACCGAGCAAGCCACCGUCCAGCUGCCAACCACAACAAGUUACCGCACAGCACGAGCGAGUGAUAGCAAAUUCCUCGCAUCUACCACCGCUGUCCGCACUCUCUAGCCUUUCCCGCUGGUACUGAUCGGAACAACACUUCACCGUAGAUAUGGCGACCGAAGAAGAUAUCAAUGCUUUCGUGGGUAUUACGGGUGCCAACCGCACGGCUGCAGAGCGCAUAUUGGAUUUGUGCAGCUCAGACCUUGAGCAGGCGGUUCAACUUUGGUUCGCCGACGAAGAUCUGCAACAAUCGCUGAGCAAUGCCGGCCCUUCGACAACCACAACUGCCAGCAGGUCCAGUAGGCCUAGUCGCCCACAGAUCGGCCGCGAGGAUGCCCAGGGCGUUAUUCAUAUCGAUUCAGAUGACGACGUGCCCAUGGUUGAGGAUGAGGCUGACGAUGGCGACGAAGCUGCCGGUGUAGCCCGGCGCGCCCAGGAGGAGGAAGAUGCAGCGAUGGCACAGAGGCUUCAGGAAGAGUUGUACUCCGGCCAGAACGCAGGCGAAGGCGGCGUGCGAGCCCCCAUUGCCCGAACCACUGAGACCUUGGUUGCCCCGGCCUAUGGCGAUGAUGACGAUGGCGGGCACGCCGCUAUUCUCGAGCAGAUCCGAAGGAGGCAACAAUCUCGAGCCCGGCCUAGCAACCCAUUUGCCCAGUCCGUUUGGGAGGACAGCUCUCGAACAUCGCGUCCUGCAUCGCUGGGUGGAUCUGAAACCAGCCGAGCAUCCCGUCUGGCAGAACUCUUCCGGCCGCCAUACGAUCUAAUGUCACACCUCAGCUGGGACGAUGCUCGCGACGAGGGCAAAGACAACAAGAAAUGGAUUCUGGUAAACCUUCAGGACAUGUCUGACUUCAACUGUCAAGCUCUGAACCGCGAUAUCUGGAAGGACGAGGCCAUCAGGUCUCUCGUGAGGGAAAACUUCAUUUUCCUCCAGUACGACAAGAACGACUACGCGGCUGAGCAGUACAUCACGUUCUACCUCCCCAACGAAGCUCACCAAAACCCAAACAACUACCCGCACGUCUCCAUCAUUGACCCGCGGACCGGCGAGCAGGUCAAGGUGUUCAGUGGCACCCCUUUCCCAAAUGCGCUUGAAUUCCACGCUCAGCUUGUCGAGUUCCUCGACCGCUAUAGCCUUUCGGCAAACAGCAAGAAUCCCGUCCCCAAGGUCAAGCGGCCCGAGCGCGCGAUAGAUGUGGACCGGAUGACGGAGGAGGAGAUGCUCGAGAUGGCUUUGCAGAACAGUUUGGACGCGAACGGCGGCCCCAAGGAACCAAACAUACACGACCCCGACGAGCUUACCAAAGUAAAGGAAGAAAAGGGCAAGGAGCAGGCGGAGCCGGCGGGGUCGACAUCUGCCGAGCCGGAAGCUUCUUCGGCGCAAGAAUCGGCGUUCGCCAGGAUACCGUCCGAUCGGCCCCACGUCGAGCCGCCAGCCGAUCCCAAGACAACGACGAGGUUGCAGGUCAGAUAUCCGCCAGGGCGCAUCAUUCGCCGUUUCCGGCUCGACGAACCCGUCUCUCGCAUCUACGAGUGGCUCAAGGCGGAGCCGCUGCCGGGCAAGGAGGGCGUGGAGUUUGAGCUCAAGUCGAUGCCGCCACAAGGCGCCAAUCUGAUUGACCAUCUCGACGAGACCAUUGAGGAGGCUGGUUUGGCCAAUGCCGUGGUCAUGCUCGAAUUUAUUGAGGACUAAUGUUGGCGGAGUCGACUAUCACCUGUCGUCCUAUUUCUUCAAUCAAUCUCCACUUCCAGUGGGAUAGAUAUCAUUUUCGGAUGGCUAGUCACUCAACACGAUGGGACCGAUUCACUAGAAGGGCGGGAGAUGAUCUGAACAUGGGAGAUAGACGGCUUUUUCUCUGUCUCUUUCUUUCUUUUUCUUCCCUCUUAUCCUCUCUUUCUUCUCCCACGGUGCGAGGGGUUCAGCAUAUCCUCGUUUCUGACUCCUCUUUGCCUGGGAGGAUAUUUUCCUAGUCUGGGUGGAACUGGCGUGAUAGUAGCGAUACAGUCCCCGUCAAUGCAUGGGAGACUCGGCACAGGGCGUACUUUGCGUUUUUUUUGUUGGUAGAAUGAGAACAUAGAUUUCAUAUGGGAAAUGUUGGUUCUCGCCUC
Molecule: messenger RNA, 2165 nt
Organism: Thermothelomyces thermophilus ATCC 42464
Lineage: Eukaryota; Fungi; Ascomycota; Sordariomycetes; Sordariales; Chaetomiaceae
Exons: 2
Coding region: 166-1749 (527 amino acids)
Biological process (GO): proteasome-mediated ubiquitin-dependent protein catabolic process
Cellular component (GO): nucleus
Molecular function (GO): ubiquitin binding
Source: RefSeq, a predicted model, not a curated record